AUGAAUGACCUGUAUUCGCUGUUACGUAGUAUAGACGAAAAAGGCUAUGCACACGAAUUUGCCAAGAAAAAGACGAAUAAAAUUCUGUCAAACUAUGAUAGUCGAAAUGUUACAUCAGCAAGUACACUACAAGCAUUAGGAGAACAUCGUAAGGCGAGGAUAGCAAUCGAAAUAUGCGCAACGAAGACGCGAGAGGAGCAUACGGUUACCACCACUAAGAGAUUCUUUGAUGAAAGGAAAGAGCAACAAAACGAUAGUAAUGAAGAAGAUAUUGAAAACAAUCCUUUUUUAGUAUCGGGUGAAAAAUCGUCAACUGUUUCUUUCCAAGAUCAGUUCUCUCCUUUUCUAGGUGAAAAAUCAUCUAAUGACGAAUCUGAGGAUGAUGAAAUAGCGAAAGAAAACAUUGACGAGGCUAACAUAUCAGACAUAUCAGAAGAGAUCGAUGGCGAUCAGUCUUCAGGUACUAAUUAUAACGAUCCAAGAGAUGUAUCACCAUCUUUGGUUUCUAUUAUGGAAGCAUAUUGUAAAAAAGAAAACAUUUUGCAUAUGCGUGCAAUUUUCCAUAUAGUUUCUUAA
Molecule: messenger RNA, 576 nt
Organism: Funneliformis caledonium
Lineage: Eukaryota; Fungi; Glomeromycota; Glomeromycetes; Glomerales; Glomeraceae
Source: the annotation of a GenBank genome assembly